Molecule: messenger RNA, 1258 nt
Organism: Syngnathoides biaculeatus (alligator pipefish)
Lineage: Eukaryota; Metazoa; Chordata; Actinopteri; Syngnathiformes; Syngnathidae
Exons: 3
Coding region: 105-713 (202 amino acids)
Source: RefSeq, a predicted model, not a curated record
UGAAGCGCGCCAUCUGGAUUGGGAGUGCUGAUGGGCUGCGAUCGUGGUGCUGCCCCAUCGCUCCACGUCGAUGUCGUGCGUUCUGUUGUCUGCUUCUAGUGCAGAUGAAUAGUGUUUCCUCACUUGGAUCCUGCAUACUCAGCCAUACGCCAGAGAAUCCGAAUGUUGAGCAAGUUGCAAGUUGCCAGAUAAUGCUGAACAGGACCUUGUCACGACCCAUCGGAACCGAGAUGUGGUCGCCCCGAGCAGGAAGGCGGGAUGUGAUAAUCAGCUGUGACAGGGCCUUUUCUCUACCUGCCUUGAGGCCGCUUAGUCAUGUGCGCUUCAAGUGGAGCUGGCCUCUCUCAGACCUGUCCAAUCGAGCGCAGAUCCUGUUGAGAGCGCUCGUCUAUGCCGCCCCCCACCCCUCCCCACUCCUCUCCACUCCCCGGAUCCCACCCCUAGACCACCUCUGCGACAUUUCUCAUCCAUGUUGGCUGUCAAUCUUGAAACUGGCAAUGCCGGAGGAUGGCAGUGACUACUGUUCGCCACUCUUUCUCCACUCCUUCCCUCCCUCCCUUGAUCCAUUCUUUCAUCCGCCGAACAGGCCAUCCCACCGUCAACAGUCGAUUGCAUGUGACAGUAUGGGGGCCGUGGACCUUCGCAGGAGUCGUUGUAAACAACCUCAGACAGCAAUAGUUCAUUCGGCUGCAGAAAAGUGCUGCUAUUUAUAACCUACAUAUAAAGCCUCACUACUAAACAAGCCAACCAGUGAUGGGAGGCUACAUAGAAAAAAUUCUGUGUGACUAUAGUGUACGAGAUUUCUUUACUUUUUUUUUUUUAACUGCUCUUCACUUGAAUAUGUACAUUUUGGAUGAAUUUUUAACCAUUUUGAUACAGUUUUCCUGUGUCAUUGAGAAAUUUUUAAGCUGCCACUCUGAUGUCUUUGUAUUAUAAUUGAUGUUGAUCAGCUGAACACAACAAAGAAACAAAGACAAGAGAACAGGAUGCACACAUUAUAAACAGAAUGGGAAUAGUAAAUCAUUACAUACACCAAUGAAACAUUAGAGGUGAGUUUUGUCUGGAGCUGAAGUGCUAAGCCCUGUGAGGGAAGGUCAGGACAAGAUAGAAUAGGAGAAGGACAGGAGAAGUGGCAUGCAGGAUAAGGGUCACUUCAGAGUGCCUCGUUGUCUGGGGCGAGUGUGCACACGUCACACAGAGAAAGAGAGAAGAAAAAGGAGUUGACAACCAGUGUGUGGACCGAGGAGUUCUGUGUAGA